AACAAGCCCAAGGGUGAGAUGACCCUGGAGGAGCUGCAGAAGCGGGAGGAGGAGGAGUUUAACAUGGGUCCACUCCCCGUGCUCACACAGUCGGUCAAGAACAACACCCAAGUGCUCAUCAGUUGCCGCAACAAGAAGCUCCUGGGCCGUGUGAAGGCCUCUGAUAGGCACCGCAACAUGGUGCUGGAGAAAGUGAAGGACGUGUGGACCAAGGUCCCCACGAAUGGCAGGAGCAAGAAGUCCAAGCCAGUCAACGAGGACCACUACAUCUCCAAGAUGGUCCUGUGUGGGGACUCGGUCAUUGUGGUCCUGCGGAACCCGCUCAUGCAUCGCCAGCAAGAAAGGACCUGCCCUUUGCGCUGGGAAUAA
Molecule: messenger RNA, 369 nt
Organism: Mesoplodon densirostris (Blainville's beaked whale)
Lineage: Eukaryota; Metazoa; Chordata; Mammalia; Artiodactyla; Ziphiidae
Product: small nuclear ribonucleoprotein Sm D2-like
Exons: 2
Coding region: 19-369 (116 amino acids)
Biological process (GO): spliceosomal snRNP assembly; RNA splicing
Cellular component (GO): U4/U6 x U5 tri-snRNP complex; U5 snRNP; catalytic step 2 spliceosome
Source: RefSeq, a predicted model, not a curated record